Psylliodes chrysocephalus is the source of this 959-nucleotide messenger RNA. NCBI's taxonomy places the organism in Eukaryota, Metazoa, Arthropoda, Insecta, Coleoptera, Chrysomelidae. The record is from the annotation of a GenBank genome assembly.
GUUCGGAUUAUUUGAAUAAAGAAUUUUGUGAUCUUGCAACUUUUUGUACUGGAUUCUUGAGAAAUAUAUAUUCAAAUAUUUUUCAAAUAAUUGUACAUAGACCAUUAUAAAAUACCAUUUUUACUAUUCAAAUAUUUUCAUGUCUACUUUAGCUAGACGUAAUGGAAUAUUAACCACCACCAACGAUAUAAAGCGGGAACAGGUUUGUUGUUUGUUUAUCAUUAUUCAAAGAGUGUUGUUCUAAAGCGUUUUUUAAUCGUUAUUUACAUUUAACAGUCCCUUUCGUACAUAGUUAUUUAAAAUGAAACCACAAAAGAACAUUAUUAUUACGGUGGCACCUCAGCAGGAUCAGGAAAAUGUAAAAGAUACACGAAAAACUUUUAAGGAUUUACAAAGAAAUGCUACUGAUAAAGAAAAUUUAAUAGGCAGAUCAUCAACGGCAAAGGAUAUCAAAGUAUUUAGUGACUCCGGCAAAGUAGAGCCAAAGAAAAAGAAAUUGCAAAUGAUUAGCAAAAGCACACAAACAGGACAAAGUUAUGUAACGGCAGAUGAUCUGAUUUCUGAGGAGCCCAGUGUAGAUUACUGGAAAAAACUUGCUGAAACCAGAGGCCAAUCUUUAGAUGAUAGUUUACACGAAAUCGAGAAACUCAAGGACAACGUUCAUGCUUUAAAGGAAGAAAACAAAAUUUGCAAAGAAAUGUUGGAAGAAUCUAAAACUUUAGUCGAAGUUCUUCAGGAAAUGCUUAGUGAAUCUGAAGGAGGAGAAUCCCAAGACAAUAAUUCUAGUAUUGAACAGGAAACUGAAGUUUAAAUUUGAUUAGUAUAUUAUAUUUAUAUGUAUAUUGUAAGAAAUAUAGUUAGACUGCAUCACUUGCUUGUGAAGCAAAAUAGAUUUUAAGCAUUUUAUAAUUAGGUAGGUAUGUCUUAUGUAGCUUUUGGUAAUAUAAAUUUUUGUAUAA